Molecule: messenger RNA, 3930 nt
Organism: Dufourea novaeangliae
Lineage: Eukaryota; Metazoa; Arthropoda; Insecta; Hymenoptera; Halictidae
Exons: 14
Coding region: 178-3930 (1250 amino acids)
Source: RefSeq, a predicted model, not a curated record
ACGCACCUGUGUCGAUGUGUCAGAGAAAUUUUCUACUAUAUUGGAUUUUGUAUGACGUUACCGUCAACCAGUGAAAUGUAAUUAUAGGAGUGUCAUUCACGAAUUAAUUGUGAUAGAUCGUAGUGUUGUAGAGAAGCCGAGCAUUCUAAUUACGGAUGUUUAAAAUUAGAAUGCUCGAUGGCUGUGAAUAUGGAAGUAGACAAGAGCAUGUCCGAAGAGAUUGACACUCAGCUAUCGGCGAGCAAUUCAAUAGAAUUUAAUGACGGCACUCGUCGGAAGGACAACGAAAAUGUACGAGAUCUCGAGCAUUCUUAUUCGUCCCCUGAAAAUAAAACAUUCGACAGCGACAAAUGCGAUCGUACCAUUAUAUACACGGAACUGGACGAUCCUGAAAUUUACACGAACGAUUUAGACGGUAAUCGAGUAUUAAAGAAUGAAGAAAAGGAGGACAGCAUAGAGAAUAAAAAUAGAGAAUUAUCCGAAGAUACGAAGAUUUUAAAGAAUGACUGUAAGGAUCAGCGAUCGGAUACAACAUCAAAAAAUUCCACUGAUAACCAUGUGUCUCAGGCUCCAUUAGCCUUUACAAUUGAUUUUGGUAACAAGGAAGUUGAUACAACAAGAUAUCAAAACUUAUUUGAAAGAUACAGUGCCAGGCACAAAAGAAAUCUUUCCACAUCUAAGGUAGAAAUUAACACAAGAAAAAGUGGCACUUCUUUUUCUUCAAAAUUACCACAAAAACAAAAAGUUUCUAGUACACAUUCUGAGGGAUACUUUAGUAGUGAAGAUGAUACAAGAAAAAAAACAGAUCAGUUAUCGGAGAAACUUAAGCAGCUAGGUUCAAAGUCGAUAUUAAAAUCAUCUAAUGCUGGAAAAAAAUCUGAAUCCAGUGUGAAAGUAUCAAAUUUUCAAAAUAAACAAGACUUGAUGACUAGAUCGUUUGAACAAUCAAAACAAAAUAAAUUUCCUCAUCAGAAUCUUUCAUUGGAACUUAAUUACAUGGAAAAAACAAAUAGACCAUCAUACUGGUUACCUCAGAAAUCUGCCACUAUAAAUGAUUUAAGUCGAAUUCAAUGUAACAAUUAUGAUGAUACUACUGGUGAAAAGAUGUAUACAAAGAAUAUAGAUCAAGAAGAUGAUUACGAAAAUUCGUCAGACAAUGAAAAAGUCUCAAACAUCAGUUAUGCUAGAAACAAACAUAUUAAUGCAAAGGAACACAGUUUAUCUAGUGUUGGAUAUACGCUGGAAGUAGAUCCAAAUGAAACAGUUGAGACCAACAUAGAUGCUUUUAAUGUCAGUAAUAUUGAUGCAAGAUCAGAUGGUGGAGUCAGUGAAGCAGGUACAUAUACAAUACACAAAGACUACACUGAUGAAGAAAAAGCAAGAAUGGAUAUUGAUAAAGUAUUUAGUGUUGGCAUUUUAACUGAAGGUGAAAGCAAUGAAGCAUGUAUUCAUAGCUUUAAGAUGAGUGUUUCAAGAGACAAUAGUACAUGGAUAUCAGAAUGGGCAACUCAAGUAGCGGAACAUAAUUCUCUUCCACCAGCAAUUGGUGGACCAACUGGCCGUACUCCUCCUCUGAGUCCUUCCAAGAUACCAUCUCCUAUUCAUACUAGAUCUCAAAGACUCUCUCGUAGUCGCAAUGAACAAAGUGACAGCAGCUUGGAUGCGGAAUCGUACUUGCGAAUAAAAGAAAGAAUUGGUUUGGUGUCUAACCAACAUACACUUAUCGAUUCUGGAGGAGAAUCAGACGACGACACCAGUAACAGUUACAAUACCCCUCCACAUAGCUCGCAACGGACACCGGUACACGGUGCGCUAACUAGGCGAGGAAGCUUAUCUGAAUCUCUCUUUAGAAGAAUUAAUACGAGUGAAACUAGGAGAAGUCUUCGGAAGUAUUUGAAUUCAAAUAAAUCUAAGACUGAGGAUGCUAAUGCAGAAUUAAGUAGUCCGUCCAUAGAUUUUGCUUCCCUUCAUUUAGGAAGACGAAGUAGUUCCUUGGAUAGGAGAGAAUAUACAUCUGAUACAACUGAAUCUAAUACGUCCAGGAGAAGUAGUAUGAAGAAUUUCCAAGAUGAUGAAACUAAAUAUACAACGAGCCCUAUUUUAAGCCGUCUAAGACCAUCUACACCAAAAUUAACUAAUAGUCCGAUUGUAAGUCGGAAGACAGUUACAACAAUUGUUAAUUCGCCUAUGCUAGAAAGAACUAAGCACUUGACGAAAUCGUCUCCGCAAGCGAAAAAUAUUGGGUAUUUUACUUGUGUUGAAAACAGUCCAUACAUGUUAAGGAAAUCUAAUAGUACUGCAAGUUACCACGAAGGAAAUACUGGUUUUAAUAACAAAGAUACUCUAACGAACUCGAACAGUGUUCUUCAAAAUAGUCCAAAUCUUCAGCGCAAUGUAAAUAUCCAAAGAUCAUGCAGCAAUGCAAAUAUCAGAAAUAUCAAGUCACAGGGUCAGUCCUCGCGUCGCAGUAGCUUUAACAGUAGUGACAUAGAUAGAACAUCUUCCGGGGGAAGAUGUCUUGUUGCUUCCGACAGUAGCAGUGAAACUGGUGAACAGCAAAUAAAAUCUUUCGUAGCAUCAGCAUCGUCUGGAAUUAAAUUGAAUCGAGCGUUCAGCAUAAGAAGAGCUAGAUUAAAUUGUGAGUCUGACACAACUCCAAAUACAACUCCAGAAGAAAGACGUAAAAGAGCACAAAGUGAAGUGAAAACAGUAGCUUCUUCGGUAAACAAACAACAGAAUUAUCAUCGAAGUCGUGCAAGCAACAUGAAUACACAUAGUAAGGAACCUUUAAAAAAAUCAGAACCUACAAAACCUAGAGCUGUAUCACUAUCGAGAACUGAUAGUACUAGACUUAGUAUGAGAGUACCAAAAUCAGUGCAUCAUGCCACCAUUACACAGCGACCCAAUCAGAAAGUAAAUAAAGAUCAGAAGUCUGGUAGAAGUAAUUCAACUUUAACAUCAAAGGAAGUAGAAUUUCAAAACUGGAAAAGAAGAAAAAGUUAUGAUCCUAUGAAAGCAGCUGCUGAGGGAAGAAAGAAAUUAAUAGAUAACUCGAAAAAACAUCACAGUACAGAAGAUAGUACAGGAAAACACGAUAAUUCUGUAUUACGAUCCGCAAGUUUUCAUGGAACUGGUGGCACUCUUUCAUUAGCUAAUGAAUGGUCUGACAACGAAAUAAAUUUUGCUCAGAAUGACAAUCAAGUACCUCCACCAUCUAGUCCGCAGUUGGAAAGCGAUAGUGAUCUAGAAACAUCGUACUAUUUACAAGCAACGCAAAAUGUUGUAUCAGCUAUGUCAGCUCGUAUUACAGUCCGUCGUUCACCUUUAGUGGAUUCAGAUAACGAGAGCGAUGAAGAUACUAGUCACAGUCUGCAUAAAAAUAUGUCGAAAACAUUACAUCAACCUAGCGAUACGGAAAGUAGUGAUGAUCGCCAGCCUAACAGGCAGAAUGUUAUUUCAAACACUAAAUAUAAUAGGGCAUUUAGUUUACGUAGGGCCAGAUUAGAAUCACAACCAACAAAAUUACCAACAAAUAUAAAUAAUAAGAAGUUAGUGACGCAUGACACUAGAGGAAAAUCUGAGUCCAUCACAAGUAUCAGUAGAACUGAUUCUGGACGUUUUAGUAUGCGAUCAAAUAGAACUUCAAAUACGGGUCCUAAAAUAAAACCAAAGGAAACAAAAAAAUCUGCAACGCCAAACGCAAGGGAAGUUGAGAUGCAAAAUUGGAAACGUCGUAAGAGUUACGAUCCCAUGAAAGCAGCUAUGGAAGGAAAGAGAAAAGCUGGAUUAGUAAAGAAAAACACAAAUGCAAAUCUUUCCCCAAGUCAUGUUGCAAGAUCACGCAGUUUCCAUGGCUCAUCAGGAUUCGGAGUUAGUGAUUGGAGCGAUGAAGAGUUGGCUAUAUCUGCAGAUGAAGCUGCCGCUUACUGA